UCUGGAAGGAAGGGGAAGCGCCAAAAGCAUCGACGCGACUAAAGAGGAAGUGGGAAAAGAAGCCUCAGCUAGUUUUCCGAGCAUCAAUCAAUGUCAGUAACAUUGCACACGAAUCUGGGUGAUAUAAAGUGCGAGAUCUUCUGCGACGAGGUUCCCAAGAGUGCUGAGAACUUUUUGGCGUUAUGUGCAAGUGGGUACUACGAUGGUACCAUAUUUCAUAGAAAUAUCAAAGGGUUCAUGAUUCAAGGAGGUGACCCUAAUGGCACCGGCAAAGGAGGUACUAGCAUCUGGGGCAAGAAAUUCAAUGAUGAGAUCCGUGACUCCCUUAAGCACAAUGCAAGAGGUAUGCUCUCAAUGGCAAACAGUGGACCAAACACCAACGGAAGCCAGUUCUUUAUCACCUACGCUAAACAACCACAUCUCAAUGGAUCGUACACCAUCUUUGGCAAAGUCAUUCAUGGCUUCGAAGUCCUUGACAUUAUGGAAAAGACACAAACAGGGCCAAGAGAUAGGCCGCUUGCUGAGAUAAGGCUAAACCGUGUGACGAUCCACGCCAAUCCACUUGCUGGUUAAAAAAGGGUCAAAAAUAAAGCUUCUACUGUUGUUGGUUAAGUCUUUCAUUUUGUAUCCUCUCGGUAAAGCAAGCUGAUGAUGAGACAUGAACACGCUCACAAGUUAAAACCAAAACCUCUGUUUCACAUGUCAAAAAGUUAGUUUUAUUACUAACAGUUGUUACUAGUAGUGUCCUUUUGAUCUGAAAGGGGUUUUUCUUUUUGUUUGUCUAGUUUAGUUUUUAAAGUACAGUCUCAAUCAAUUGACACACUGUCUGUCUCUCU
This is a messenger RNA of Camelina sativa (false flax), 836 nucleotides long. RefSeq names its product peptidyl-prolyl cis-trans isomerase CYP18-1. Gene Ontology annotation, molecular function: peptidyl-prolyl cis-trans isomerase activity. The record is from RefSeq and is a predicted model, not a curated record. Gene Ontology annotation, cellular component: catalytic step 2 spliceosome. Gene Ontology annotation, biological process: protein peptidyl-prolyl isomerization; protein folding. NCBI's taxonomy places the organism in Eukaryota, Viridiplantae, Streptophyta, Magnoliopsida, Brassicales, Brassicaceae.